AGUUUGUGUGUAUAUUUUGUUAUAUUUGCAUUUUGUUAACUGUGAUGUUUAUUUGUUUGUCUCGAAUAUAGGCAAGGGCCGAGCUGCAGACACUCUCACCACUGAAGAAAAUCGAGGGGAGUUUCUAGAAAAACUGCAACGAGCCCGAGCAGCAGUUAGAUCUACCAACAAUUCCACGCCGUUAUUGUCAAAGCCUGGUCCAACGAAAUUGGUAGUAGGAAAUUGGUCACUUACCUCCAAAAAAGAUGCCGAAAUUCAUAUACACAACUCUGACGGUCAACAGCAGACCACAAUUCUGCGAGAAGAUCUACCAGGCUUUAUUUUCGAAUCGAACAGGGGCACAAAACAUUCCUUUAUCGCCGAAACCAGUUUGGGUCCGGAAUUUCUGGCAGGAUGGACAAACAAGAAGGGUAAACGUCUUCGAUCGAAACUCGAAGCUAACAAAAUGAAAGUUAAAUAUCUGGCGCAUCAGAUCUAUGAACACCAUUUCAGAGCUGCCCAAGCUCAGCCAAGAGGUAUCGUCGCCAAGCUGGGCAACAUAGUAGCUCAGAUAGAACGUGCAUGUCAAAAACAGUGCUCGUAUGGUAACAACCGAGAAGGUGGUAAUUCAUGGAAAGAAAUUCUCCAUAAUGCUCUGGACGACCUGACUCAGAUCCUCAAAGAAGACGGAGUGGUAUCGGCCUACGAACUACACAGUUCUGGGUUGGUGCAAGCAUUGCUUUCACUACUAUCAACGAGCUACUGGGAUCAAGGCUUGAAAUCAAGCAAAAUGAGCAAAUUUCAGAAACAAAGAGUCCAAGUGUUCAAACACUGUUUCAAAAACAGAUCGAACGAAGAGAACGACUCGGUUUUGAUCCUGGUACACAAACUCAUCGCCGUGCUCGAAAGCAUCGAGAAACUUCCCAUUUACCUUUACGAAACUCCAGGUACAGGUUACGGGCUUCAAAUAUUGACAAGACGUUUGCGAUUUAGGCUGGAGAAGGGGUCGGGAGAAAGCGCUCUGAUUGACCGUUCCGGCAGAGGACUCAAGAUGGAACCUCUAGCGACUGUAGCACAAUUAGAACGGUACUUGUUGAAAAUGGUAGCAAAACAAUGGUACGACUACGACCGUAGCUCGUUCCAGUUCCUGAAGAAAUUACGUGAGAUAAAAUACCAGACCUUCAAGCAUACCCACGACUUUGACGAGAACGGAUUGAUUUACUUUAUAGGUACCAAUGGGAAAACCAGCUCCGAAUGGGUCAAUCCCGGUCAGUACGGCCUGGUAGCCGUUACUAGUUCAGACGCACGAAAUCUGCCCUACGGGAGAGUCGAGGAUGUUUUAUCGAGAGAUUCUUCAGCACUAAACUGUCACACCAAUGAUGACAAACGUGCUUGGUUCAGUAUAGAUCUAGGUGUCAAUAUGAUUCCCACCGCUUACACCCUGAGACACGCUCGAGGUUACGGACGCUCCGCUUUGAGAAACUGGCACUUCCAAAUGUCGAAAGACGGCAACUCUUGGACUACGCUUUACACUCACACUCACGAUAUGUCACUCAACGAUCCUGGAAGUACCGCUACUUGGCCCUUGGAAGUACCCUCGGACGAAACGCAAGGAUGGAGACACGUCCGAAUUCAACAGGCCGGGAAGAACGCUUCCGGUCAAACACAUUACCUGAGUUUGUCAGGUUUCGAGAUAUACGGGCAGGUCACCGGCGUGUACGAAGAUAUGGGGAAAGCGCACAAGGAACAAGAGGCUCAUUUGCGGAAACAGAGAAGACUCGUCAAAUCGCAGCUGUUGAAACAUAUGACCGUCGGUGCACGAGUAGUCAGAGGGGUAGAUUGGAAGUGGAGAGAUCAAGACGGAAACCCACCUGGUGAGGGCACUGUUACAGGGGAAUUGCACAGCGGUUGGAUAGACAUUACUUGGGACCACGGCGGUUCCAAUUCAUACCGAAUGGGAGCCGAAGGAAAAUUCGAUAUCAAACUAGCCCCCGGUUACGAUGCCGAAGCAUCCGCCUCCUCAUCGAAAUAUUCCUCGAGCAAUAAGCAGAAAAAUGACAAAGACAAGCAGAGCGUACUCACAAGCAGAAAAAGCAGCUCCACCCCUAGCCUUCCGGAGGCUACAGAUACCAAGGCUUCGGUAGCAUCUACGGAACAAGCGGCAUCAGCGGAUAAUUUAGCCGCCAAGCAGGCAGCCGAAACAAUAGCGGAAAGCGUUUUGUCUGUCGCUCGCAAUGAAGCCCUCGUAUCCGUUACCAGCGAGUCGCAAGCUGCUAGUAAUGACAGCGAAAUGUCGGUUGUCGUUCAUCCUCUACGUGACCCCCAUCCAGAUCUCUCGACCAUCAACAAUUCCACAGAUUUAGCUACGAUAGUAGAGAGCCUGACCUUGUGCGACACGAAACCAACUAUGAACAAUGAGUCUCAGAAAACUUUGUCGGCAAAUAACUCAAACUCGAACAUAAUCAAGUCGAAUCGUAGUGCAAAGAUAAUCAGUUCGCAGGCUGCAGCAGCCGCGGCUGCGCAGAGCUUUGUAGAGGCCGUCGAAGCUCUAGACAAGAUCCGACUGUUUCCAAGAUAA
Molecule: messenger RNA, 2557 nt
Organism: Leptinotarsa decemlineata (Colorado potato beetle)
Lineage: Eukaryota; Metazoa; Arthropoda; Insecta; Coleoptera; Chrysomelidae
Gene: Ufd4
Product: Ubiquitin fusion-degradation 4-like
Biological process (GO): proteasome-mediated ubiquitin-dependent protein catabolic process; protein K63-linked ubiquitination; anatomical structure development
Cellular component (GO): nuclear speck
Molecular function (GO): metal ion binding; ubiquitin protein ligase activity; protein binding
Source: RefSeq, a predicted model, not a curated record